Molecule: messenger RNA, 1285 nt
Organism: Contarinia nasturtii (swede midge)
Lineage: Eukaryota; Metazoa; Arthropoda; Insecta; Diptera; Cecidomyiidae
Product: zinc finger protein OZF-like
Exons: 2
Coding region: 1-1218 (405 amino acids)
Source: RefSeq, a predicted model, not a curated record
AUGAAUCUAUUCCCAAGCAAAGGAACAUUGGACGCAAAAGUUAAGCGUAGAUACAAGCGCAAACAAAGCACUCGAAAGUUCGAAAUUAAGGAAGAAGUUAUCAUAAAAGAGGAACCAAGAGAUGGCGGUGAAUUGAUUCAUUGUUCGCCACCAUCAUCACCGGUUGGUGCGACUCAACGCACGCUCAAACCGGAGAGCGAGAGCGAUAGUGAAGUGUGUAGCGAGUACGACCUUGAUUAUACAAAGAAAGAAAUCAAGAGUGAAGACGAAGAAUGUACGAAGAAAAGUUGCUGCUCAUCGUCACCAAAUGAUGGUUCAAAUCAACGCAAGGGCGAUGAUCGAAAUAGUGGAAAUCGAUUGCAUCCAGAACAAAACGCGAAUCAGCUGGAAAGAAGGAGAAGAAUCACAAAUGUAUGUGAUUAUGCUGCAUCGUGGAAAAUCAGUCUAAUCAGACAUAUCCGAAGACACACCGGCGAAAAGCCUUUCGUAUGUGAAAUAUGUGAAAAGGCUUUUACACAAAAGCAUCAUUUGAAGCGACACAAGAAAGUCCAUGCCACCGAAUUUCCAUUCCAUUGUCCAAAGUGUCGUCGAGGAUUCAAACAAGAAGUCGAAAAGAUCGAACACGAAAAUCAAUGCCAACAUCGACAAUUCGAAUGCAUUGAAUGCAAAUACAUCACUGAUAAUUCGUCACAUUUCAAACAACACAUGCCAAUCCAUAGUGAUGUGAGGCCUUUCCAAUGCCGCAUUUGUUCAAAAACAUUUAUACGAAAAAAUCAUCUUCGCCAACAUUCGCGCACUCACACCAAGCAACUACCGUUUGCCUGCUCGAAAUGUGGACAACGUUUUGCUGACGAAAGCUGUAAAAAAACGCAUGAGGAUCGAUGCAACUGUCUACGUUUCGAAUGUUAUCUCUGCCCAUUCAAAUGUUUUCAGAAAAGUCAUUUGAAAUACCACAUGCAAUCAAAGCACACAGGCGAAAAACAAUUUCAAUGCAAAGUGUGCUAUAAGAAAUUUUUUGUGAAAGUUUAUCUCAAGAAACAUUUGGCGAUUCAUGUUAAACCGAGCCCAAUUCGUUGCAUCAAAUGUUGUCGUCGAUUUGUAAACGAAGGCGAUAAGAAUGCACAUGAAGAACAUUGCAAUCGACGCCACUACGAAUGUUACAUCUGCAAAGCUUCAGUUCGCGAUUCACUGCAAUUAAAAAGUCACAUGCGAAAUUAGGGUGGUUUUUUUUUUGGUCAUUUUUCGGAAUUUGUUGGGCAAAUAUUUUUUUUGCGUCUAUUAGACG